Messenger RNA from Homo sapiens (human), 4771 nucleotides. RefSeq names its product Rho guanine nucleotide exchange factor 16 (gene ARHGEF16). The record is from RefSeq and is a predicted model, not a curated record. The transcript is spliced from 15 exons. Lineage: Eukaryota; Metazoa; Chordata; Mammalia; Primates; Hominidae. The coding region runs from base 2065 to 4245 and encodes 726 amino acids. Gene Ontology annotation, molecular function: guanyl-nucleotide exchange factor activity. Gene Ontology annotation, cellular component: cytosol; cytoplasm.
AAUUGGGUCCUGGUGGCCGUGACAGCAGCUGUGCCCAGAGCCCAAGGCGCUGGCUGGGAGAUUGUACUGCUAUGGGGAUGCUGGAGGCACGGGGCUGGCGCCCACUAGACUCACUAGAAGCCCAUCUCUCCGGAAGGAUAAGGGGGCAGGAGGGCGGGGCUACAGAGCGGCCCACCCAACCAACACUGGGUCCGAGAUCCAGCAGAUCAGCCAAGGCCAAGUACGGACAGGAACGGACAGGCUGGGCAGGGGGCCCUGAGACUGGCCAGCGACCACAGAUUCCACCUGCUUGGACCGGCCAGGCGGGGGCCCCUGAGACUGCCCAGAGACCAUGGAUUCCGCCUGCUCGCCUCUGCUGCACGCCUCCUCCUGGCAAGUCCCUCAUGCCCCAUAACUAUAUGUGUUGGGGAUACCAGGUGGGGUAUUUAGUGGUAAAGAGAAAAGAGAGAGUUCUGGGCCCCAGGGCUCAGCCAUGGGAGGUCCUUUCCAGCCCACCCUGAGGAGAAGCAGCAGGAAGUCGCCCAAAAAGUGGCACAGAUGGGCCCAGAACCUCUAUGGGGCUGCCCUGGCCCAGCCUCUGCUCAUUUUGAGCCAAGUCCCCUUGCAAGUUGGUUCUUGGCACGGAACACCAGGGCCUCUCUGGGAAGACACAGAAUCAAGGUACUAGGAGACCAGGGCAGAGCACGUGCCGAGGCAGGCAUUUGCUCUUCAGUGUGGAAUCUGAGCCCGACUGUGGGGACACGAACAGGAAACUGUCCCUGCCCCGCAAGGGCUCACAGACAUGGGGAGACAGGACAGCCAGCCAGCCAGCCUGCGGCUCCCUCUGCCCUGUGCAUGCCCUGUGCUAAGCCCCCACUCAGCAAGUCAGGGCUGCCUUUGCUGGGGAGCAGAUCUGCCACUGGCCCACGUGGCUGCUGCAGGAAAUCUGACCUCUCUCUGUGGCACUGCAGCCGGGACAGCAUGGCCAGCUGCUGAAAGGAGUCUGCCCUCUCAGCCCCUCCCCUUCACUGGCUCCACCAGGAGCCGACCAGCAUCUCAGUGAGGAAAUGGAAAGAGGCCACUGUAGAAACCAGCCGGCCUGCAGGACAGGCUUCAGGAUAUGGACCUGGCAUGGGGCUGGGGGUCCCAUUGGGCCCUCCCGGUCAGACACCUGUGCUCAGGGUGUGUGCACUUGGACCUCCCGCCAUCAUAAGGCCUGUCUCCUCAAUAGAAGCAGAAACAAUCAACCACCAGCAGCAGAUGUUUGAGGAAAGCCCUGUGCCUGAGAGACAGAGGCCAGCAGAGGCGGAGACAGGAGGAAGUAUGUGGCAGGGGCGCAGCUCCAGCAGCCAGCGACAGAAAGAAAGAAACUCGCUCCAAAGAAAAUGUAAUCCUUCCUCUCUAAGACAAUAGAAGAUGUUACACCCAUAAAGCAAGAGCAGGAUGCCAGGAAUGAAGAGCAGAGGGCUCUUUGAGGAUAAUGAAAAUGAUAAGACCAGGGGCCAAUAAGAAGUCCAAGUAGAGAAAACCUCACACAGAGAACAAAGUAGGGGAGGAAAGGUAAGGAAUUAGGAGAAAACACCAGAGCUUAAUACUCAUUAGUGGGUAUUCCAAAAAGAGAAAACAGAGUGGAAGAAAUAAUAUGAAAAUCUGCGCAGCCCUAGACAAGAGUGACCGCCUGGCAGGGUUCCACCCAGUGCCUGGCUCAGUGGACUAACAUGGACCCUACGGGGGCACAUCAGCACGACAAUCAGAGCUCCCAGGCUGGCUCAGUGAACGAACACGGACCCUACCGAGGCACAUCAGCAAGACAGCCAGAGCUCCCAGGCUCCAGCAGGUGCGCCAGACCCUCAGUGGGGCCAGGGAGAACCACACACCGGUUGUGAUCCGAGAAAGAGAUCGGGACAUUGGGGCCCUUCCCCAGCAACUCUGACAACAAGGGAAGGGCGCUGCCCGACUCUGGGAGAAAACCAUCUACAGUGGGAAUGCUCAUCUCCUCACCAGUCAGGGGAGAGGAAGAAACAAGACAUUUUCAGGCAGUCCAAAAGAUGGCUCCCAUGUGGCUUCCUGGGACAGUGCCUGGGGAUGUCCUUCAGGGCAAUGAGGGCCGGGAGCAGGACCCCACAGCCGCCCAGCAUGGCCCAGCGGCACUCAGACAGCUCCUUGGAGGAGAAGCUCCUGGGACACCGCUUCCACUCGGAGCUCCGGCUCGAUGCCGGGGGGAACCCAGCCUCCGGGCUCCCAAUGGUCCGUGGCUCCCCGCGUGUUAGAGACGAUGCCGCCUUCCAGCCCCAGGUCCCGGCACCCCCACAGCCUCGGCCCCCGGGGCACGAGGAGCCAUGGCCCAUCGUCCUGAGCACAGAGAGCCCGGCGGCCCUCAAGCUGGGCACCCAACAGCUGAUCCCUAAGAGCCUGGCUGUGGCCAGCAAGGCAAAGACCCCAGCCCGCCACCAGAGCUUCGGGGCGGCUGUACUUAGCAGGGAGGCCGCCCGGCGGGACCCUAAGCUCCUCCCAGCCCCCAGCUUCUCCCUGGAUGACAUGGACGUGGACAAGGACCCCGGGGGCAUGCUGAGGCGGAACCUGCGGAACCAAUCCUACCGGGCGGCCAUGAAGGGCCUGGGGAAGCCAGGUGGCCAGGGAGAUGCCAUCCAGCUAAGCCCUAAGCUCCAGGCUCUGGCUGAGGAACCCAGCCAGCCUCAUACUCGGAGCCCGGCCAAAAACAAGAAGACGCUGGGGAGGAAACGUGGGCACAAGGGUUCCUUCAAGGACGACCCCCAGCUCUACCAGGAGAUCCAGGAGCGGGGCCUGAACACCAGCCAGGAGUCUGAUGACGACAUCCUCGAUGAGUCCUCCAGCCCCGAGGGAACCCAGAAGGUGGACGCCACCAUUGUGGUCAAGAGCUACCGGCCCGCCCAGGUCACCUGGAGCCAGCUCCCAGAGGUGGUGGAAUUGGGCAUCCUGGACCAGCUCUCCACUGAGGAGCGGAAAAGGCAGGAGGCCAUGUUCGAGAUCCUCACGUCGGAGUUCUCCUACCAGCACAGCCUGAGCAUCCUGGUGGAGGAGUUCCUGCAGUCCAAGGAGCUGCGGGCGACCGUGACCCAGAUGGAGCACCACCACCUCUUCUCCAACAUCCUGGAUGUCCUGGGUGCCAGUCAGAGGUUCUUCGAGGACCUGGAGCAGCGGCACAAGGCCCAGGUGCUGGUCGAGGACAUCAGUGACAUCCUGGAGGAGCACGCUGAGAAGCACUUCCACCCCUACAUCGCCUACUGCUCCAACGAGGUCUACCAACAGCGCACGCUGCAGAAGCUGAUAAGCAGCAACGCCGCCUUCCGAGAGGCCCUGAGAGAGAUUGAGAGGCGGCCGGCGUGCGGGGGCCUGCCCAUGCUCUCCUUCCUGAUCCUCCCCAUGCAGCGGGUGACCCGGCUGCCCCUCCUGAUGGAUACGCUCUGCCUCAAGACCCAGGGCCACUCCGAAAGGUACAAGGCUGCCAGCCGUGCACUGAAGGCCAUCAGCAAGCUGGUGAGGCAGUGCAACGAGGGGGCCCACAGGAUGGAGCGCAUGGAGCAGAUGUACACGCUGCACACACAGCUGGACUUCAGCAAGGUCAAGUCCCUCCCACUGAUCUCUGCCUCCCGGUGGCUGCUGAAGCGCGGAGAGCUGUUCUUAGUGGAAGAAACCGGACUUUUUCGAAAAAUUGCCAGCCGGCCAACGUGCUACCUUUUCCUGUUCAACGAUGUCCUGGUUGUGACCAAGAAGAAGAGCGAGGAGAGCUACAUGGUCCAGGACUACGCCCAGAUGAACCACAUCCAGGUGGAGAAGAUAGAGCCGUCUGAGCUCCCUCUGCCCGGGGGCGGCAACCGUAGCUCCUCCGUGCCCCACCCCUUCCAGGUGACCCUGCUUCGCAACAGCGAGGGCCGCCAGGAGCAGCUCCUGCUCUCCUCGGACUCCGCGAGUGACCGGGCACGGUGGAUCGUGGCGCUCACACACAGUGAGAGACAGUGGCAGGGCCUCUCCAGCAAAGGAGACCUGCCCCAGGUGGAGAUCACCAAGGCCUUCUUCGCGAAGCAAGCAGACGAGGUCACACUGCAGCAGGCGGACGUGGUCCUGGUUCUGCAGCAGGAGGAUGGGUGGCUCUAUGGCGAGAGGCUCCGGGACGGAGAGACGGGAUGGUUCCCCGAGGACUUUGCCCGCUUCAUCACCAGCCGUGUGGCCGUGGAGGGCAAUGUCCGCAGGAUGGAGCGUCUGCGGGUGGAGACGGACGUGUAGCCCUGGCGAGGCCAGCCGGCGGCAGCACAGCCUGUCUCCAAUCAGCAAGUGGUCGUGCCUGGCUCUAGAGAGCGUGGGGAGCUGGUCUCAAGGACCCAGCAUGGUUCCCUGGGGCUUCCCAAGAGCCUGUGGCUGUGGUGCCGGGCUCCAGACACUUCACGGAAGGAAGAUCACAUGUCCCCAGAGAGGCACCCCCAGGCAAGCUCGAGGGGGCCACACCGUGUCCCAGGGAGCCCAGCCUAUUCCCGUUGGCUGGCUGGGCCCCUCAGCUGCUGGGCCCCACCUCCCCACUGCACCCAGGGGGCAACUCCACCUGGACUGAUGGGCACAGGAGGCACCAAUAGCGAUUAUUGGGGGCAAUGCGAGGUCUCCUCCUAUGCCCUUCCUACCCCUGAGUGGGACAAGAAGGGCCCUGAGUGCCCAGGAGUGCCCCACGUUCUGAGAAGGGGCCGGCCGGAGGGAGGGGACCCGGCAGGGAGAUUUCGGUUUUGAGGUUUCUAAAUACAUUAAAGUUAUUUCUUAAGAA